Messenger RNA from Sceloporus undulatus (fence lizard), 2719 nucleotides. It is a transcript of the gene IL23R, whose product is annotated as interleukin 23 receptor. Gene Ontology annotation, molecular function: protein binding; cytokine receptor activity. The record is from RefSeq and is a predicted model, not a curated record. Gene Ontology annotation, biological process: cytokine-mediated signaling pathway. NCBI's taxonomy places the organism in Eukaryota, Metazoa, Chordata, Lepidosauria, Squamata, Phrynosomatidae. Gene Ontology annotation, cellular component: membrane; external side of plasma membrane.
CUUUUUGCUGAUGUCCAGCACAUUUUUUGAAUGAUGGUGGUUACAGCUAAAAUUUUGAUGGUCUUCUAUGUGCUCUCCUGCAAGGUCCACCAAGUCCUUCUUUCUAACCGCUGUUCAGACACAAGUUCAGGCUUUAUAAUCUGUAGUGGACAUGUGUGGACAGAACCAGCCUCACUCAUUCAGAUGGGCCAGAACAUUUCUAUCAACUGCCAUGCUGAUAAAGAAUUCUGUCAGAAUGGCAGCCUAUACUUCGUCCUAAAUAAUGUCCCUGUCAGAGACCAAUUGUUGACAGCUAUAAACAAGACUACAAUUCAGCUUCAGCUUCAUGAUUAUCAACAUCCAUUUUCUACAGUCCGGUGUAUUGUGGACUGUCCUCAAAAACCUAAAAAUAUUAUAUGUGGAACACAAUUUUGUUUAGGCUAUCUACCUGACAGACCAGCCAAUUUAACUUGUGUCAUACAUGAAUAUUCGGACAAUAUGAUGUGCAGUUGGGACUCAGGCAAAGAUACACAUUUAAACACUAACUACAACUUAUAUGUGAAGAGCUUACUAACAGAAGAGAAUAAGAUGUUUUCUGCAAAUGUUACCUCAGCCAUCAUCCCUCUGAGUCAACUGCUAGAAAACCAACAAUUUUCUGUUUUGGUCCACGCUGAAAAUGAUCUGGGUACAGUGCAUUCGGAUCCACUGCACGUUGACCUCAGUGAUAUAGUGAUACCAGCUAAUCCUGUUGUGAUCCAGAAUAUAACUGUAGAGUCUCCAGUGUUUAAGACUAUAAUACAGUGGGAAAAAAAAACUGCAAUCAAUGGAACUUACUGUGAAGAACGAUAUAAGGAAGCAACAAGUGAAACAUGGCAUGUUAGAAAAUGGGAUUCUGAUUUUGAAACAGAACAUCACAGUGAGUACAACUUAGAAGCAAUCACAAUGUAUGAGUUUCAAGUAAGAUGCAAAUUAAUUCAUGCCAGGGCUUUCUGGAGCAGUUGGAGUGAAUCGACAAUGUAUAUGACUCCAGAAGCAGAGCCAUCUUCAGUACUUGAUGUAUGGAGAUAUCUAGGGCCAACUUACCAGAAUGGCAGCCAAGAGGUGACCAUCUUGAUCAAGCCAUUUCUUCCCAAAGAGAGCAGAGGAAGAAUUCUGGGUUAUAGAGUGUACUGUGAAAAAGAAGGGGACAUUGUGGAGUUAUGUAAAACAACUGAAACAACAUGCAAAGUUCUCAUUCCCCCAGCAGUGAGUGUUGUGUAUGUGGCAGCGCACAAUUCCAAAGGAAGUUCUAAACCUGCAAAUAUCACAGUGAAGCAUCAGCACCAUGAUGAUCUUUUUCCACCUCCUACCAAAUUUCAGGUAACUGAUGAUGACCAGAAAGGAUUUUUUGUUAGAUGGGAACCUCCCAAAAUUUAUGGAAAAGCAGUUUUGUGGUACGUAGUGGAAUGGACCUCCGUAGUCAUCAGUCAUUACCAUCAUGGCAUUAUGUGGAGAAAAGUUCCGAGCCAGAACAAAACAACAUAUAUUGAAGAACACCUCAGAAUAAAAAGGAACUCCAACAUUUCAGUAUAUUCAGUGUAUCAAGAUGGCACCAGCAGAGCCUGCUCUGUUCAGAUACUGGAGAAAAAUGUUCAGGACAGGCAUGUGGAGAAGGAUCCAAGAAGCUCUUCUGCAGCUACCAAUGGUAUGAAAUAUGGCAAUGAUUAUGAUGUUGGAGUUAUGGCAGGAACUGGCUUUGGAGCAACAGUCUUGUCUAUCUUUAUUUUGACUUUGAUUGCUAAGAAAUCUUACAGAAAAAGAAUUACUACAAUGUUGAGUUCAGUAACACCAAAGUGGGUUUUUGAAGAUUAUCCUAAGUUACAGAACAGCAGUGUGGUAAAGUCACUUCAGGAGGAAAAUGAUUCAGUAACACAGAUUUCCACAGAGCUAUUCUCUGGUUAUGAGGAUUCUGUAAUAACUGAAGUGGAGGAGAUAUUGGUGCAUAAGGAAUAUAAGGCACAGGAUGGCAGGAAGGAAACCAAGGAAGCAGUUCUUCAGAAGCCUGAUCUUCCUGAAAGGAUCUUGUCUGUCAGCAACUCAGAUGUAAUAGAAGCAAAUGGAUACAAGCCUCAGGUUUCCAAUAAGGCACUAUUAGGAAAUAUACUCACCUGUACUAAUGAAAUACACUGUCCAAACCCAGAUGCAAUAUCAAAUUCUCCAACUUUGCCCAUGAAUAGUUCAAUCAAAGAUUACAUGAGUCCCAUGGUCACUAAAUGGCCUGAUGAAAAUACACUUUUAUUUGAGAAAAUCAGCCUUGUUUUGAACAGUGGUGGAAGUGGGCAGAGCAAUGUGUUCAGCCCAGCAGAUGAAGAACCAAAUACACCAACAGCAGAGCAGUGGUCGUUCCUGCUUUCAGAUGACAAUGUUCAAGAGCAGACCUUAAUACCAGAAGAAUUGCUCUCUUGCUUAAAAGUUGUGGAUAACGAUUCUACAUGUACUGUAAUGCCUUAUUUUCCUCAAAGCAUGGCAAAGUGACUGUGUGGGCUGUAAGAAAGUAGGAUACAAGUAUCUUGAAACAGUGGCAUAUAACACUUUUUAUCAGUUCUGAGAAGAAUAACCCAAGGUUACCUUAACAUUCUGGGUUUGUUGUCUUCAGUGAAGUCAAGAAGAUGAUUGUGGCAGCCUAUCUAAUUUAUGAUAAAGUGAAAAUUAACCCUGAUGUAAACAACCACUGUAUCAGAAGGUCCUUAUUAGAGGUCUG